AUGUUCCAAGGAAAGCAUGACCCUAAAGGAGCACAGGAGUGGCUCAAAGAUAUUGAGAGGAUCUUUCGAGUUAUGGACUGUUCGGAUGCACAAAAAGUGCGUUUUGGUACGCAUAUGCUGGCAGGAGAGACUGAUGACUGGUGGGUUGCCACUCGCCAGAGACUGGAAGGCAUAGGUGAGGCUAUUACUUGGGUUGUGUUUCAUAGGGAGUUCCUAGUGAAGUACUACCUAGAAGAUGUCCGCAGCAAGAAGGAGAUUGAGUUUCUGAAAUUGAAACAGGGAGAAAUUUUGGUGAUUGAGUAUGCUGCCAAGUUCGUGGAAUUGGCGAACUAUUAUCCUCAUUACAGCGAGGCGACUGCUGAAUUUUUGAAGUGCGUCAAGUUUGAAAAUGGGUUACGUUCAAAAAUCAAGAAGGCAAUCAGAUAUCAGCGGAUCUGUAAGUUUCCAGACUUUGUGAAUAGUUGCUGGAUUUAUGAGGAAGAUAGUAAGGCUAACUACAAGAUUGUUAAUGAGAAAAGGAACAAGCAACAACAACAUCGUGGGAAGCCUUACAGUGCUCCAGCUAACAAGGGAAAACAGAGAAUUAUUGAGGGUAAGAGGACUAGUGGGGGAGGUGCUCCUACUGGCAUCUGGAUUAUACACACAAGGAGGUCAUAUGUUUCAACUGUGGCGAGGAGGGACAUAUUAGCACUCAAUGUCAGAAACAGAAAUAGGCUCCAGCAGGUGGGAAGUAUUAUUGAUACUAGUGCUACACAUUGUUUUGUUGCUACUGACUGUGUAAAAAGUUUGGGUCUUGAAUUGUCCUCUAUGAAUAGAGAAAUGGUUGUCGAUAUUCUAGCUAAGGGAUCGUGCAGUUUUCUACUCCUGAAGCAAUUGAAUGAAUUGAUGCAAGAUGAGGCUCUGGUGUUUUCUUUGAUGGUGUCCUUAUCUAUUGAGAAGAACGCUGUGAUUGAUGAGUUGCAAGUGGUGCGUAACUUUCCCGAAGUUUUUCCAGAUGAUAUUCCAGAUAUGCCGCCAAAAAGAGAAGUAGAAUUUGCUAUUGAUCUUGUCCCUGAUGCCAGACCCGUUUCUAUGGCACCAUACAUGAUGUCGGCAUUUGAAUUGGAAAAAUUAGAAAAACAGUUGGAGGAAUUACUUGACAAGAAAUUUGUGAGACCAAGUGUGUCGCCUUGCGGAGCGCCGGUGUUGCUAGUGAAAAAGAAAGAUUGUAGUAUAAGACUUUGUGUUGAUUAUCGACAGCUGAAUAAAGUGACAGUUAAAAACAAGUAUCCACUUUCGAGAAUAGACAACUUGAUGGAUUAA
Messenger RNA from Vicia villosa (hairy vetch), 1302 nucleotides. RefSeq lists its product as uncharacterized. NCBI's taxonomy places the organism in Eukaryota, Viridiplantae, Streptophyta, Magnoliopsida, Fabales, Fabaceae. The record is from RefSeq and is a predicted model, not a curated record. The transcript is spliced from 4 exons. The coding region runs from base 1 to 1302 and encodes 433 amino acids.